CCGCCCAAGCCUCAGUUUCCCGGCUGGCACGGGGCGUGGUGUGGGCGGGGCUCAGCUCAGGCCACGCGGGGCGGAGCCCGGGAGCUGACGUGACACCCCGCCUCCCGGGCCAGAACUGGUCGCCUUCUCAGUAGCCUCCGGCCCCGCUGCUUCUCAAGUGCCCUGCGCCUGAGGCUCGGACCCGAGGUCGACGCCGGGCGCCCUUUCUCCUGCCCGCCAUGGCUGCGCCUCGCGCGCCCCGCGCUCUGUCGGCCGCCGCGCCCGGGUCCGGGAAGGCCAAACUGACGCACCCCGGGAAGGCGAUCCUAGCAGGCGGCCUGGCCGGAGGCAUCGAAAUCUGCAUCACCUUCCCGACCGAAUACGUGAAGACGCAGCUGCAGCUAGAUGAACGCGCGAACCCACCGCGGUACCGGGGCAUCGGGGACUGCGUGCGGCAAACUGUCCGCAGCCAUGGCGUCCUGGGCCUGUACCGCGGCCUCAGCUCGUUGCUCUACGGCUCCAUCCCCAAGGCAGCUGUCAGGUUUGGGAUGUUCGAGUUCCUCAGCAACCACAUGAGGGAUGCCCAAGGUAGGCUCGACAGCAGGAGAGGACUAUUGUGCGGUCUGGGUGCCGGCGUGGCAGAAGCAGUGAUAGUCGUGUGCCCCAUGGAGACCAUCAAGGUGAAGUUCAUCCAUGACCAGACUUCCUCCAGCCCCAAGUACCGAGGAUUUUUCCACGGGGUUAGAGAGAUUGUUCGGGAACAAGGGCUAAAGGGGACAUACCAAGGCCUCACAGCUACCGUACUGAAGCAGGGCUCAAACCAAGCCAUCCGGUUCUUCGUCAUGACUUCCCUACGCAACUGGUACCAAGGAGACAACCACAACAAGCCUAUGAACCCGCUGAUCACAGGGGUCUUUGGAGCUGUUGCGGGUGCAGCCAGUGUCUUUGGGAAUACACCCUUGGAUGUGAUCAAGACCAGGAUGCAGGGCCUGGAGGCACACAAAUACCGGAACACCCUGGACUGUGGCUUAAAGAUCCUGAAGAAUGAGGGGCCCAAGGCAUUCUACAAGGGCACUGUUCCCCGGCUGGGCCGCGUCUGCCUUGAUGUGGCCAUCGUAUUCAUCAUCUAUGAUGAAGUGGUGAAGCUGCUCAAUAAGGUGUGGAAGACGGACUAACCUGGAGGUGCAGUGGGGUGCCCAGCUCCUCCAGUCCAGACCCCGCCACCUACUCUGAUGAUUCCAGUGCAGGAGUGCCAAAAGGCCCCUUCCUUUGUCCCUCAAGUUCUGUGGCCUGGUGUGUCAUAGUGACUAUCAUGUGUUCCAUAGUUCUGUACCUCCCAUGUGGUCUGUGUGUAACACUGCUAUUGUAUAUGUGCCCAGCCAUGGCUGGGUGUCUCUCUAGCCUGUGAAUAUGUGCUCACUUAUCCACGUGCUUGCUUGUGAGCCAUGUGCCUGUUUCAUGUUCUAUGUCAUGUGACCCUGUGCCCCACUUCCUGGGGUGCCUAUGUGCCCUGGUCUAUGGCCUUGGAGUCAUGGUCAGGUCACAGUCCGGUGCCUUCCUUCCCCUAUGGCAAGGGCGCCCUGCCCUGGCCUACCACAGCUGCCUCCGGGCUUCGGCCUGGCUUCACCGCAUUCCAGGGGCUAUAGGCCCCCCUGCUUCCCCGCCAUUGGCCUUAAAUGGCCCUCGGGCCCUCCCUCUGCCCGGAACAGGGUGGCACCCGCCACUCUCAGGACCACCUUGCCAAGGAGAAUAAACCGGAUCCUGUUGCA
Messenger RNA from Apodemus sylvaticus (European woodmouse), 1748 nucleotides. RefSeq names its product solute carrier family 25 member 1 (gene Slc25a1). NCBI's taxonomy places the organism in Eukaryota, Metazoa, Chordata, Mammalia, Rodentia, Muridae. The record is from RefSeq and is a predicted model, not a curated record. The coding region runs from base 219 to 1154 and encodes 311 amino acids. The transcript has 9 exons. Gene Ontology annotation, biological process: mitochondrial citrate transmembrane transport.